CCUGGCGGCCCCCUUCCUUCCUUAUCCCCGCCUCCACCACCCGCCGCCGCCGCCAUUUACUCCACCACCACCCCCUCCCUCAAUCUUUCCACUACCCAGAUCCAGAUCCAAACCGAGGGGGAUUCACGCGAUGGAGGCCGCGAGGAAGAGCGCGCCGGGGCAGCCGUGGUCGCACGGCGACACGAUGCACCUCAUCGACGUCUACGAGGACCGCUGGACCAAGCUGCGCCGAGGCCAGCUCAAGGCGCACCAGUGGGAGGACGUGGCCGCCGAGGUCACCCACCUCUGCGGCGGCCAGCGCAAGACCGGCACCCAGUGCCGCCACAAGCUCGAGAAGCUCCGCAAGCGCUACCGCACCGAGGCCGCCCGCCCCGUCACCUCCCUCUGGCCCUUCUUCCGCCGCAUGGAGCGACUCGAGCGCGGCCCCGUACCCACCGCCACCAACUCCUUCGCCGCAUCCCCGCCCCACUCCGACGACGACCACGACCACCACCACCUGGAGGAGGACCAAGGCCUGGAGGAGGACCAGGAGGAGGAAGAAGAUGAAGAAGAAGAAGAAGAAGAAGAAGAGGAAGAGGAGGAGGAGGAGCAGCUGCUCGUCGCCAGGAACAGCACCAGGAGCAUCAACGGCCUCGUGCGCGACGGCGGCGGCUUCAGGGGCGGCUUCGCCCCUCGCCAGCAGUCUCCGCCCGCCGUCACGCUGUCCACCGCGCCUCCGCGCAAGAGGGUCUCCUACGAGGCCGCCGCGUUCCAGUCCAAGGCCGCCGCUGCAGAAAGGAUCAAGGCUGAAGAGGCUCCGGCAGUUGACAGCCACUCCGUCGCAGGCGUGCUGAGGGACAUCGGCGAGGGAAUCAAGCGGCUGGAGAGGCGGAGAAUGGAGGUACAGUGGGAGAUUGAGCGGGGCUGGAAGGAGACGGAGGCCCGCAAUAAUCAGAUGCUCCAGGACGCUCAGCGGCAGUUACAUGACGCCCUCGCCGCCCUGCCGCCGCUGGCUAAGAAGGCUAGAAGGGACAAUAGCAGCAGUGCAGACGGCUUGUAGUAAGCUAGCUAGCGAUCGCUCGAUCCCUACCGGGGGAUAGGUAGGUUGAAGCUGUUUAUUUUUCUUAUUAUCUGGUGGUAGUGAAGGGAGGCAAAAGAGAUUGUUCCUAGUCUUCAUCCUCUACUCAGGAUGUAUGUAUUUAGUACUCGUCGUGAACGAUUCUGACCAUUGUUGCUUA
Messenger RNA from Hordeum vulgare subsp. vulgare (domesticated barley), 1217 nucleotides. RefSeq names its product chromogranin-A-like. Lineage: Eukaryota; Viridiplantae; Streptophyta; Magnoliopsida; Poales; Poaceae. Gene Ontology annotation, cellular component: nucleus. The transcript has a single exon. Gene Ontology annotation, molecular function: transcription cis-regulatory region binding. Bases 131 to 1039 code for a protein of 302 amino acids. The record is from RefSeq and is a predicted model, not a curated record.